CGUCGCCGCCGCCCUCGCCCUCCGCGCCGCGGCCCCGCCAGUUCAUCCGACUGGCGGAGCGGAGCGCGCCCAGCCUCGUCCCGCGGCCGGGCCGGGGCCGGGCCGGAGCGGCGGCGCCUGGAUGCGGACCCGGCCGCGGGAAGACGGGCGCCGGCCCCGAAGCGACUUUCGAUCCCCGACGCGCCCUGCCCGACCCCGACGAUGAAGAAGGCGUCCAGCGGAGGGAGCCGGCUACUGGCCUGGGUGCUGUGGCUGCAGGUGUGGCGGGUGGCAGCUCUGUGCCCGGGAGCUUGCGUGUGCUACGACCAGCCCAAGGUGACCACAAGCUGCCCACAGCAGGGCCUCCUGGCUGUGCCCGCUGACAUCCCAGCGGCCAGCCAGCGCAUCUUCCUGCACGGCAACCGCAUCGCGCACGUGCCAGCAGCUGGCUUCCGUGCCUGCCGCAACCUCACCAUCCUGUGGCUGCACUCGAACGCACUGGCCCGCAUCGACGCCGCUGCCUUCGCGGGCCUGGCCCUGCUGGAGCAGCUGGACCUCAGCGACAACGCGCAGCUGCGGGCCGUGGACCCCGCCACCUUCCACGGCCUGGGCCGCCUGCACACCCUGCACCUGGACCGCUGCGGCCUGCAGGAGCUGGGUCCCGGCCUGUUCCGCGGCCUGGCUGCCCUGCAGUACCUCUACCUGCAGGACAACGGGCUGCAGGCGCUGCCGGAUGACGCCUUCCGAGACCUGGGCAACCUCACACACCUCUUCCUGCACGGCAACCGCAUUCCCAGCGUGCCCGAGCGCGCUCUCCGAGGCCUGCACAGCCUCGACCGCCUGCUGCUGCACCAGAACCGUGUGGCCCGCGUGCACCCGCACGCUUUCCGCGACCUUGGCCGCCUCAUGACACUCUACCUGUUCGCCAACAACCUCACGGCACUGCCCGCAGAGGCCCUGGCGCCUCUGCGUUCCCUGCAGUACCUGCGGCUCAACGACAACCCCUGGGUGUGCGACUGCCGGGCCCGCCCACUCUGGGCCUGGCUGCAGCAGUUCCGCGGCUCCUCCUCUGAGCUGCCCUGCAGCCUGCCCCGGCGCCUGGCUGGUCAAGACCUCAAGCGCCUGGCGGCCACCGACCUAGAAGGCUGCACCGCGGCUGCUGGGCCUUCCCGUCCCUUCUGGACUGGCGGGCCUGCCGAUGAGCAGCUGCUGGGGCUUCCGAAGUGCUGCCAGCCGGAGGCUGCAGACAAAGCCUCAGUGCUGGAGGCCGGCGGUCCGGCCUCGGCCGGCAAUGCGCUGAAAGGACGAGCACCACCCGGCGACAGCCCUCCAGGCAAUGGCUCUGGCCCAAGGCACAUCAACGACUCCCCCUUUGGGGCUCUGCCUGGUUCAGCUGAGCCCCCACUAACCGCCCUUCGUCCCCAGGGCUCUGAGCCACCAGGACCCCCCACCGUGGGGCCUCGCCGGAGGCCAGGCUGUUCCCGGAAGAACCGCACUCGCAGCCAGUGCCGGCUGGGCCAGGCGGGCGGUGCGGGCGGUGCUGGCAGUGCAGGCGGUGGUGCUGGAGACGCAGAGGGCUCAGGAGCCCUUCCUGGCCUCGCCUGCGGCCUCACGCCCCUUGGUCUUGCACUGGUGCUGUGGACCGUGCUGGGGCCCUGCUAACCAGCCCCCGAUGGCCAGCAAAGCCUUUCUCAGUGGCUGGGUGUGUGUACAUACGGGGUCCCCUCCACACUGCGACUGGCACCGGGGCGCAGGUGCCGUCCCUGAAGGACGCCUUCCACCCCUCACCCCAUCUCCACUCCAUCAUGUUUACAGGGAGCAGUGGCCGUGUUUGUUCCAGAACACCGCCUCCCGCCCGGACUGCGGGGUAUAGAAAUAUGCAUUUUAUUUUACUGGUGUAAAAAUACUGGGCAAUGUGGAAUA
Molecule: messenger RNA, 1902 nt
Organism: Phyllostomus hastatus (greater spear-nosed bat)
Lineage: Eukaryota; Metazoa; Chordata; Mammalia; Chiroptera; Phyllostomidae
Gene: RTN4R
Product: reticulon 4 receptor
Exons: 2
Coding region: 202-1641 (479 amino acids)
Cellular component (GO): plasma membrane
Molecular function (GO): protein binding
Source: RefSeq, a predicted model, not a curated record